Molecule: messenger RNA, 402 nt
Organism: Vicia villosa (hairy vetch)
Lineage: Eukaryota; Viridiplantae; Streptophyta; Magnoliopsida; Fabales; Fabaceae
Product: protein MAIN-LIKE 1-like
Exons: 1
Coding region: 1-402 (133 amino acids)
Source: RefSeq, a predicted model, not a curated record
AUGGAUACCCAGAAGUUCUACAACCAUGGGAAGAAGAUUGUCGAUGUAGUGCAGCCUGACGAGGUGUGGUUCCAGGAUGUCCUCUCAGCUUCUUGGCUGAAGGACCUCUAUCAGGUCGGGUUCCACACGAUACAUAAUGGGAUGUUGAUGGCCUUUGCAAAGAGGUGGCAUCCCGAGACUUCGUCAUUCCAUCUUCCUCAUGGUGAGGUUAACAUCACUCUUGAGGACGUCGCAUGUCUCCUGCAUAUACCUAUUAGGGGUACCCUCCUUAGUCACGGUAGACUGAAGAAGGAGGAAGCGAGGGAGAUGCUGAUUAAGGAGCUCGGGGCUGAUCCCGAGGACGUGCUUCAGGAGUUGGAGAGGACCCAUGGGGCGCAUGUUAUGUUUCAUUUCUUGGCAUGA